Molecule: messenger RNA, 957 nt
Organism: Malassezia sympodialis ATCC 42132
Lineage: Eukaryota; Fungi; Basidiomycota; Malasseziomycetes; Malasseziales; Malasseziaceae
Product: translation initiation factor eIF-2B subunit
Biological process (GO): translational initiation
Cellular component (GO): eukaryotic translation initiation factor 2B complex
Molecular function (GO): guanyl-nucleotide exchange factor activity; translation initiation factor activity
Source: RefSeq, a predicted model, not a curated record
AUGACGGCCUUCUCGAUCGUCGAGUCGUUCCGCAGCAGCCUCGCGGAGGAUGUGGACCGGCCCGAGCCCAUUGCGGCCAUCUUUGCGCUGUCGGACCUGAUCGGGCAGUCCAAGGCUGCGACCACGUCAGAGCUUAUGGAGAGCGUAAAGCAGGCGAGUGAGGAGCUCAAGGCGAGCCUGGAGAACCCAGUCCCGGCCACCGCUGGGCUCGAGCUGUUUAUGCGCUUUGUUACUACGAAAAACUGGGCGGGUGGCGACUUUCAGGCGCACAAGAGGAGCCUCCUCGACACGGCGCUGGAGUUUGCGCACAACACGGUGCCGCACUGCCGCGAGCGCAUUACGCACCUGCUGCUGCCGUUUAUCAAGGACGAAUCGGUGAUUUUGACGCACGGACACUCGCGCGUCGUGAUGCAGGCGAUCCUCGCCGCCGUCAAAACGCAUGGCAAGCGCGUGCGGGUCUGUGUGACAGAGAGCCGCCCUACGGGCCAGGGCCUGCGCACAUACGAGCGCCUUCGUGCUGAGGGAAUUCCAUGUACGGUCGUGCUCGACACGGCCGUGGCGUAUGUCAUCGACCGCAUCGAUCUGUGCCUCGUGGGUGCCGAGGCGGUGGCCGAGUCGGGCGGCAUCUUUAAUGCGAUUGGCAGCUACCAGCUGAGCAUCAUUGCCAAGGCGGCCAAGAAGCCCGUGUUUGCGCUCGCAGAGAGCUUCAAGUUCCUCCGCCUCUUCCCCCUAUCUCAGUACGACGUGCCGCAUGCCGCGCGGUGCAUCCCCCUGCCCGCUGUCGACGAGGAUGCCGGCGUGCCGGAGGAUGGGCGCAUGACGCCGGCCAUGGAGGCGCGCAAUCCCCUGAUCGACUAUACCCUGCCUGAACUCAUUACGUUCAUUGUGAGCGAUGUCGGUAUUCUCACGCCGUCCGGCGUCUCGGACGCGCUUUUGGCUGUGUAUGGCGGCAACUAG